AUGCCCGCCGCCGCGCCCGCCCCGCGCCCGCCGCCGCCCCCCGCCCGGCCCGCCCCCGGCUGCCCCACUCGGCCCGCCCCGGGUAAGUGCUGUGCGCUCGGGCGCCCACCGGGUCGGGGCCGCCGCCGGGAUAGGGGGAGCCCUUCUGUCUCCGGGACUGGAGACCCCGCUCCGCGCGCGGCGGGGCCUCAGUGCGGGUCCCGCGGGGGUGCCCGGAGCAAGCGCGCAGUGCUUAGGGGCCGACCUGGGAAACGCAGGGACAUCCUGCGAGGACAUCGAGGUCUCUGUGGACAUUCUCUAAAAUGUUUAAGCUCGAGAAUCACGGAGCAGAAGCUGCAGGGCACCUGGCUGCCUGCUGGCCGAGGGAGCCUGGAGAAACCAUUCCUGGGAUCACGCAGCUCUGUGGUGCCUGCAUUUAGCCCCCAGAGUGGCCUUCACCCUGUCCAUGCUGAGAACAGCCCGCUGAAGCCCACGGUCGUGACCGUGGUCAAGGUGGGCGGCCACCCCCUCCGCAAGGUCACCCUGCUCCUCAACAGGCGAUCGGUGCAAACCUUUGAGCAGCUCUUGGCCGAUGUCUCAGAGGCCCUGGGCUUUCCCAGGUGGAAGAGUGACCGUGUGAGGAAGCUGUUCAACCUCAAAGGCCGGGAAAUCAGAAGUGUGUCUGAUUUCUUCAGGGAAGGAGAUGCCUUCAUAGCGGUGGGCAAAGAGCCGCUGACACUGAAGAACAUCCAGGUGGCUAUAGAGGAGCUGUACCCCAGCAAAGCCCGGGCUCUGACUUUGACCCAGCAGCACAGCCAGAUCCCCUCUCCAAGGCCGAGAAGCAGACUUUAUAGCAAAGCUGUGAAAGGGGGUCACCCCUGUGGGGAGACCGAGACCACCAAGAGCAGCGGGGAGGCUGCUAGGUCCCCGGCAGCCAUCAGACCCCAGGGGCAGACCCCAGGGGAGGACAGGGUGAGGACCCCGAAGAAGUGGGGGAAGGGGAAGCGGGAGCCGGAAUCUGGCAGCAAGGCGCCCAAGGAUGCGGCCCUAGAGAGGCGUGCCAGUGGAGAGAAGCACCUGGCGGUGGAGAUCGAAAAGACGUCGGGGGAAUUGAUCAGGUGUGAAAAGUGUAAGCGGGAGCGAGAGCUCCAGCAGGGCCUGCAGAGGGAGCGACUGUCCCUGGGUACCAGCGAGCUGGACCUGGGCAGGUGCCCCCGCUACGACGUGGAGAGGCUGGUGAGGACCAGGAGUUGCCGGAGGUCCCCGGAGGAGAAGCUCCAGGGUGGGGAGGAAGGCUGGAAGGAGGGUCCCCGGAGCAGUCCUGGGCACCCCUCACAGGAACCGAGGAGACCCAGCAAAAGCGUCGACAGGAAAGAGGACAGAGAUCCUGGAGGCCAGGCGGGUCAUCCCCCUGCUGCAGCCAAGGCCAAGAGGGACGUUUCCGUUGGGGAAGCACAGCCCCGCCGAGAGGAGAAGGACAGCAGGAACGCAGGCAGGAGCAAGCCGGGAGGCUGGCUGCGGAGGGAGCAUCACGCUGACCUGGAUCCGGAGAAGCUCCCCAGGACCCGAGGGGCCGAGCAGGAGGCGGAGAAGGAGAAGCCCGUGGUGUCCGGAGCGAGGAGGAUGAUGGUUCCCCGCGAUGAGCCGCCAGCCGGAAUCGAAAAGGAGCCCAGGACGAGGCCGGAGGAAAGCAAGGCGGAGCGGCCGGGCAGGAGGCGGCGGCCCGCGGGCAUCCUGGCGGCCGACGUGCGGAAGCAGUACGAGCCGGGCCGGGUGAUCGGCGACGGGAACUUCGCGGUGGUGAAGGAGUGCAGGCACCGCGGCACCCGGCAGGCCUACGCCAUGAAGAUCAUCGACAAGUCCAAGCUCAAGGGGAAGGAGGACAUGGUGGACAGCGAGAUCCUCAUCAUCCAGAGCCUCUCUCACCCCAACAUCGUGAAGCUGCACGAAGUGUACGAAACGGACGCCGAGAUCUACCUGAUCAUGGAGUACGUGCAGGGAGGGGACCUGUUCGACGCCAUCAUCGAAAGUGUGAAGUUCCCCGAGCGCGAGGCUGCCCUCAUGCUCAUGGACUUGUGCAAGGCGCUGGUGCACUUGCACGACAAGAGGAUCGUCCACCGGGACCUCAAGCCGGAGAAUCUGCUGGUUCAGCGAAAUGAGGACAAAUCUACCACCUUGAAACUGGCUGAUUUUGGUCUUGCAAAGCAUGUGGUGAGGCCUAUAUUUACUGUGUGUGGGACUCCAACUUAUGUAGCUCCUGAAAUCCUCUCUGAGAAAGGAUACGGGCUGGAGGUGGACAUGUGGGCCGCAGGCGUGAUCCUCUACAUCCUCCUGUGCGGCUUCCCCCCGUUCCGCAGCCCAGAGAGGGACCAGGAGGAGCUCUUUAACAUCAUCCAGCUCGGCCGCUUUGAGUUCCUGGCUCCUUACUGGGACAAUAUCUCUGAUGCUGCCAAAGAUUUGGUGAGCCGGUUGCUGGUGGUAAACCCCAAAAAGCGCUACACAGCCCACCAGGUCCUUCAGCAUCCCUGGCUUGAAGCUGCCGGAAAGACCAGCAGGGCAAACCUACGAAAGGAGGUGCCCCCCAGCAGCGAGGACCACUUCCGGAGCUAGCACACAUGGGCUGCAGAGCAGACGUCGUAGUCACAACCUCAGCAUCUUAGUCAGUCCUCCUUGAUCCUGCUUGGGGACAGAGAAGACGACAGACACGGAGGAGAAAAACAAUUAAAAAGGCUUCUUCACUUAACUGGAGAAUCAAAG
Messenger RNA from Budorcas taxicolor (takin), 2736 nucleotides. RefSeq names its product doublecortin like kinase 3 (gene DCLK3). Gene Ontology annotation, molecular function: protein kinase activity; ATP binding. Gene Ontology annotation, biological process: intracellular signal transduction; protein phosphorylation. The record is from RefSeq and is a predicted model, not a curated record. Lineage: Eukaryota; Metazoa; Chordata; Mammalia; Artiodactyla; Bovidae. The coding region runs from base 1 to 2589 and encodes 862 amino acids. The transcript has 6 exons.